Molecule: messenger RNA, 2024 nt
Organism: Sesamum indicum (sesame)
Lineage: Eukaryota; Viridiplantae; Streptophyta; Magnoliopsida; Lamiales; Pedaliaceae
Product: EPD1-interacting receptor-like cytoplasmic serine/threonine-protein kinase
Biological process (GO): protein phosphorylation
Molecular function (GO): protein kinase activity; ATP binding
Source: RefSeq, a predicted model, not a curated record
AGCCUGACUUGAAACAGUGCAACACAAACAAUUCAUACACCUUUUUCUCUUCCGCUCUUCUCCAAAAGUAGUUCUUCAUUUCCAAGUCAAGUAUUUGCCUCUAGAUUGCUUGGAAAAGACAUAGACAGACUCCUUUGUGUACACAAUUUUUUUUAUAUAUAUACAUACUGAUUCAAAUGCACGACCACCUUCCUUCUAGGCCUGAAUGAUUUCAGCAGAAAAGAAAAAAAACUAGGAUAUUUUGUCGCGAUUGCUUGGACCACCACACACACACACACACAUAUAUAUAUAUAUAUAUAUUCUUCUUUCAUCCUCAGUUCUGACACACCCUCAAUCCUAGAACAAGAACAACAAAGCAUUCCUUUUCAGUUUCUGAGGCUGUAAUAAAGAAUGGCAAUCAAGAAGAUGACAUGGAGAUCACUUUUCCCUUCUUGUUUUAACCCCAAGAGUCAUAAUUUGGACUCAACUAGCCAAGUCUCUAAACAGAAUUCUGCCUCCAGGAUAUCACUUUCUGAUAUAAGUGACACCGGCUCGUCCUUUUGUGCCAGUGAUCUCUCCAAUUCCAAGUUUGCAUCAAAUCUCCACAUUUUCACUCUUGCAGAACUCAAGGUGAUCACCAGUAACUUCUCGUCGAGCAAUUUUCUUGGAGAAGGCGGGUUCGGGCCGGUGCACAAGGGGUUCGUGGACGAUAAGUGUAGGCCAGGAUUGGAGGCUCAGCCUGUUGCUGUCAAGUUGCUUGAUCAUGAUGGUGAUCAGGGCCACAGGGAGUGGCUGACAGAAGUAGUCCUUCUUGGGCAAUUGAGACACCCCAAUCUUGUGAAGCUGAUUGGUUAUUGUUGCGAGGACGAGCACCGGCUUCUUGUUUACGAAUACAUGGCCAGAGGCAACUUAGAGAAUCACUUAUUCAGAAGGUAUAGCAGUCCAUUGCCCUGGUUGACAAGGAUGAAGAUUGCUAUUGGCGCAGCCAAGGGCCUCGCUUUUCUUCAUGGAGAAGAGAAACCGGUGAUAUAUCGCGAUUUUAAGACGUCAAACAUCCUUCUUGACUCGGAUUGUAAUGCUAAGCUUUCUGAUUUCGGGCUGGCAAAGGAUGGACCGGAAGGAGACGACACGCAUGUAUCAACACGGAUAAUGGGCACACAUGGCUAUGCUGCUCCUGAGUAUGUCAUGACAGGUCAUUUGACAACAAUGAACGACGUAUACAGCUUUGGAGUGGUUCUACUAGAGUUACUGACAGGCAAACGUGCCAUGGAUAAAAAACGGCCCGCCAGAGAGCAAAACCUGGUGGAGUGGGCAAAGCCUUAUUUGAAGGAUCACCACAAGCUCGACAGGUUAAUGGAUCCGAGGCUUGAAGGCCAAUACUCAAGCGAAGGCACCAAGAAAGUGGCUGCACUAGCUCAUCAGUGCCUGAAUCACUACCCCAAAUCCAGGCCAAGUAUGAAACAUGUAAUCAAAAUCUUGGAGCCUAUACUGAAGUAUACUGAUAUCCCAGCCGGACCCUUCAUUUAUAUCGCUCCAACGGAAGAGAAAAUGGAUAGAACGUUGAGCGGAUGUAAAGAAACUGAUGAGGCAAAGUUGAAGGAAAAUGGAAAUGAAGAUAAAAGAGAAGCAAAGAAAGAGAAUGGGUAUAACCGGAGAAGGAAGGGGUAUCGGCACAAGCAUCGGAUCAGGUCUCAUGCUGUCUAUUCGGACACUGCACUUUAUAAAACCUUAAGGAAUGAAACAAAGUCUCCAGGAAAUAAAUGAAACUGAUGGAGAUUAAGAAUAGGAAAACAAGUUUUGAUCAAAUGUACAUUUUGUUCUAGGAGGAGUGGAUGUCAGUAGAAUUAGCUACAAGUACAACAGGAGUACUUGUGUAUAUUUUCUUUCUUUUUGAUAGGUAUGAGUUAAAGGAAACUUGAGCAUCAAAGUGUACGAGUUUGCAAUCAUUUGUCUUAAAAUUGCUUGAAAAGGAACUACAUAUGAUAUAGCUUGUUAAGAAUGGAAGGUGUUUUAAUUGGGUUAAAUGCAAUGUAUCCCAUGUAAUU